Molecule: messenger RNA, 1507 nt
Organism: Cucumis sativus (cucumber)
Lineage: Eukaryota; Viridiplantae; Streptophyta; Magnoliopsida; Cucurbitales; Cucurbitaceae
Exons: 7
Coding region: 267-1235 (322 amino acids)
Source: RefSeq, a predicted model, not a curated record
UGGGAGAAGUUAGUUUUCCUUUUUUCCCUUUCUUUCUGAAGAGAUGGGUAAAAGGGCCCUUUCACAUUCUAAAAGUCCUGUUGGUCUGUAAAAUAAAAACCCAACCCAACCCAAAUGUCUCCAUUUUGUCUCAUUUUUGGUAAACUUCUCCUCGUGGUCCAGCUCCCACUAAGCUCUCGCAAAAUCCCAAUCGUGAAUCGUAAACUUUCUAGUUGCCUCAAUCGAUUAGCUUUUCCUUAUGCACAAACGUCGUUAAGGGUGCUGUCAUGUGGGCGGAGAUUCUCUGUGGUUUCUUAGCGUUUAGAGUGCUAAGGCGAUUCUUUUUUCCAAGAGAUGAAAUGGAGAUCGAGACCAUUGAUUCUAGUGCCCUAUUCGCUGUGGCUUCUAGACUAGAGAAGCUUUAUGGUGGAAAGGCUUUUGUGGGACUUCGAAUUCCAGAUGCUGACACUGGUUUGCGACAGAGUAUUGAUAUGGUUCUUGUAACCAAAGGGGAAGCAGUGGUGAUAUGUGUCAAAAAUCUUUCAGGUUUUGUUUCCAUGAGUGCUGAUGGAAGCUGGAUCUGUGAAGGUGAUGGUAGACAAAAGUCAGAGAUUCUGCCUGAUCCAGUAGCUGAGACCCGAAGAUGGGUUUCAAUUCUUGAGUCAUACUUUGAGCAGAGAGGAGUUGCACUACCUGAAGGAUAUUUAUCGUGGAAAGUUCUACUUCCCAACCCGAAAUUCCGAACGAUCCAUUCAAACUAUUUCCCAUCUGAAGUUAUCAUGUAUGAUCAAUGGAUACAUUUGAAACCAGAACCAAAAAGCAUGUUCUCUGGUUGGAUAAAGAGUGCUUGGCUUGGAGGGAAGAAAGAAAUGCAGGACUCCAUGGAUCAGAAGCUAAAUUUUGUCCUCAACACUGCACCCAUGUGGGAUAGAUUGGAGCUUAAUGGAAAUAACAUUGUUCUGGGAGAAUUCUUGGAGUUCAAAGUGAAAAAAGAAGAUAUGCAGGCUUUGAGAGAGAUUAGAAGAUCAAAAGUUAGUUGCAUACUCAUCCAGAAGAUCAGAAGGAUCGGAUUUGUUCCUUCAAGAUUUCGAGUUUUAUACUCCACCCGGGAUUAUCGAAACGAGGGGGCCUCUGCUUCUGAGUGGAAGGAAGUAACAGUAGGAUCUAGCACAAUGGUAGUAUUUCAGAUGGAAUAUUCUUCUAAAGUUCGAAAAGUCAAGAUCUCUUCAAUUGUAUCUCUAUCAUUGAGUGCCUGAAGUCUGCUCACUAUUGUUACUUUUAAAAUUUUGAUCAUGACUCUACUACCAAUAUAGAUUUGUUCAGUUGAGAAGAAGACUGUUAUGUACUUUCUUUUUGUUUCUUCUUACCUAUCUAUCUGUAUAGCUAUGUAUAUUUUGUCCAUUCACCCUUUAAUGCGUAAAUGUUUCUGAAACAGUGUAUAUAUGAUUUCUAUAUACAUUGGGGUCAUUUGUGAUGUUAAUGAUAUACAUAUUUGAUUUAUGUAUAAAAUGGUUAUUUGUAUCGUUAA